GACGCGUCGCAGGAGUGGAGGAAGCAAAAUUAAUUGAUUUCCCCUUUAUUCUUUUGCUGAGUUGGUAAAUUCAUCGCGUAUUGUUCUUGGUAGAAGAAUAGUAUUACUUAUUUGCUGCAGACAUGACUGCCCACGAUCAAAUGAGGGCGAUGCUAGAUCAAUUAAUGGGCACGGGAAGGAAUGGAGAGAACAAUCGUUAUCAAGUAAAGUUUUCUGAUCCAAAAGUCUGCAAGAGCUUUUUACUGGCUUGCUGUCCUCAUGAGAUCUUAUCCUCUACACGCAUGGACUUGGGUGAGUGUCCUAAGAUUCACGAUCUCGCCCUCAGAGCUGACUUUGAGCAAGCCAGUCGGGCGAGGGACUACUUCUACGACAUUGAUGCGAUGGAGCACCUCCAGGCAUUCAUCAGUGACUGUGACAAGCGGACGGAGCAAGCUAAGCAGAGACUACUGGAAACACAGGAGGAGUUAAGUGCUGAGGUGGCCGUCAAGGCUAACCAUGUACACGAGCUGGCUGAGGAGAUUGGAAAGAAGUUGGCACGAGCUGAGCAACUCGGAGAGGAAGGCUUCGUGGAGGAGAGUCUCAAGUUGAUGGGGGAGAUUGAAGAGCUCCGUAAGAAGAAAGCCGAAGCGGAAGACGUUUACCGCAACUCCAUGCCGGCCAGCAGCUACCAGCAACAGAAGCUGCGUGUGUGUGAGGUGUGUUCCGCGUACCUUGGAAUACACGACAACGACAGGCGGCUUGCCGACCACUUCGGUGGCAAACUACACUUGGGUUUCAUCAAGAUCCGGGAGAAACUAGCCGAUCUGGAGCGAACUGUGGAAGAGCGAAGGCAGCAGCGCAGAUCUGAAAAGGAUUAUGAUCGGGACGACAGAGACAGAAGCCGAGAGCGAGAAAGGUACCGUGAACGCAGCCGUGAUCGUUCCCGCAGCCGCAGACGCAGGAGCCGGUCACGCUCACGCAGCAAGUCUCGUCACUCAAGCAGGUCUAGAAGCACGUCUAGGGGCCGACAUUCACGCUCCAGGUCUGACCGUUCUAGGUCACGUGAUCGCCGUCGUCGUGAUCGCAAGCGAGAACAACGUGACAGAGAUCGCGAGGAUUCAAACAGCCGCGACAGGGAUUGAACUAGCAAGAAGUAGCAAGAUCUGUCAUGAGCUACUUUAACUUUGUAUUAAAUUUUAUCAGUGUUGACUGUCGACUUGAUUUACGUGAUUUUCUGGUUCUAUGUGCAAGCAGGACUUUAAUAGUUUGUUUUUUAUUCCAUCACUUACGAAUGAGUUUGUUCCUCUUUGUAGAUUUUCCAUUAAAUUCCCAAUGUAUACUUGAAGUACAUUUAUUGUUAGUAUUAGGUGAAUAUAUUUGUUUAUUAGGUCA
This is a messenger RNA of Macrosteles quadrilineatus (aster leafhopper), 1371 nucleotides long. Its product is annotated as putative RNA-binding protein Luc7-like 2. NCBI's taxonomy places the organism in Eukaryota, Metazoa, Arthropoda, Insecta, Hemiptera, Cicadellidae. Gene Ontology annotation, biological process: mRNA splice site recognition. Gene Ontology annotation, cellular component: U1 snRNP; U2-type prespliceosome. The record is from RefSeq and is a predicted model, not a curated record. Gene Ontology annotation, molecular function: mRNA binding. The transcript is spliced from 9 exons. Bases 123 to 1121 code for a protein of 332 amino acids.